Molecule: messenger RNA, 2809 nt
Organism: Scatophagus argus
Lineage: Eukaryota; Metazoa; Chordata; Actinopteri; Scatophagidae
Product: extracellular calcium-sensing receptor-like
Exons: 13
Coding region: 29-2629 (866 amino acids)
Biological process (GO): G protein-coupled receptor signaling pathway
Cellular component (GO): membrane
Molecular function (GO): G protein-coupled receptor activity
Source: RefSeq, a predicted model, not a curated record
AAGAGGUUUUGUCAAAGGAGAACAGACUAUGACAGAGAGACUGAGUGCUUUGGCGAUGGAAGAAGUUAGCGGUGUUGCUUCCAGUUUGCCUCAGUGUGUGGAACUGACAGAUAGUGAGCCUCUGGCCCUGCAGGCAGGAGGGGAUAUUGUGAUUGGAGGGUUUUUCCCUCUGCAUUAUGUGGCUCCGAAGCCACAGCACAGCUGCAACAUAAAACCUCAGCUCACACCUUGCAGUGGCUUUGACCACAGAGCCUUCCGCUGGAUGAUGACAAUGGUGUUUGCAGUUGAGGAAAUUAACCUUAAUUCAAGCCUUUUACCAGGUGUUAAACUCGGCUAUCGAAUAAUGGACAGCUGUGACCAUGUGCACACCAGCCUGCAAGCUCUUAUCUCUUUAGAAAAUGUAACAGAGGAGAGAAUGGACAGGAGUACACAAUCUGAAACUUUGUCAUCAUGUCUGUCUGAUUCUCCUGUGCCUGUUGUGAUCGGUCUUGCAUCCUCCUCCCCUACAAGAGCUGUGGCUCACACUCUUGGCCCUUUCAACCUCCCACUGAUAAGCUAUUUUGCUACUUGUACCUGUCUGACUGACAAGCGUAUGUACCCAUCAUUUUUGCGGACUGUACCGAGUGAUCUCUUUCAAGUUAGAGGCCUUGUCGAGCUGGUCACCUUUUUGGACUGGUUCUGGGUGGGCACAGUAGGGACCACGGAUGACUACAGUCACUAUGGAAUUCAAGCAUUCUCUCAACAGUUUCAACAACAAGGUGGCUGUCUGGCAUUUCAUCUUACUAUCCCCAAGUCACCCACAGUGGCUGACAUACAAAAAAUGGCAAACACGCUGCAGAGUUCAACUGCACAAGUAGUGGUGGUCUUCGCCACUGAGGGGCAGCUGCUGGAACUGCUGUUAGAGCUGGCUCAAAGAAAUGUGACAGGGAUCCAGUGGGUAGCUAGUGAAGCCUGGGUAACUGCUAGCCUGCUGACCUCACCCCACUUCCACCCUCUCCUAGAGGGCACAAUUGGUUUCUCCUUCCCUGGAGUUAGGAUCCCUGGCUUGAAAGAGUUCCUGCUGAGAGUCCGUCCUUCCCCUGAACCUGGCAUGGAAUUUGUCAACAUGUUCUGGGAAGAGCUGUUCAGCUGUAGGCUUGAGGGAUCAGCUGAUGAUGUUGUUGGUGAAAAGCCUGUAUGCAGUGGUUCAGAGGACCUGAGGUACACUGACAGCAGUUAUACUGAUGUAUCUCAGGUCAGAAUAUCGUAUAAUGUGUAUAAAGCUGUAUACGCUAUUGCACAUGCUCUGCGUGCUUUACUGAACUGUGAUUCUCCAGGAUAUAACAAAGGAAUGUGUGAGAAACAUAAAUCAUUUACCUCUCGGCAGUUGCUGCAUCAUCUGAAGACUGUAAAUUUCACUAACCAGUUUGAAGAGAAGGUGUAUUUUGACUCCAACGGAGAGCCGCCCCCUCUCUAUGACAUCAUCAACUGGCAAAAGGACAGCAAUAGUGAAAUUAGAUUUGUCAAAGUGGGAAGCUAUGAUGGCUCAGCUCCAUUGAGACAACAGCUGCGGGUGGAUCGGAGCACUAUUGUAUGGACAAAGGGACAGUCACAGGUGCCUGUAUCCCAGUGUAGUGCUCCAUGUUCCCCUGGCAGCAGGCAGGCAAGACGUCCAGGAAAGCCCCACUGCUGCUUUGAUUGUUUACCCUGUGCAGAUGGAGAAAUCAGCAACCAGACUGGGUCCACAGAGUGCACAAAAUGUCCUGAGUACUACUGGUCAGACAAAGACAAGAUCAAAUGUGUGGCUGGGGUUGACGAAUUCCUCUCUUUCUACGACACCAUGGGCAUCAUCCUGGUCACAUUCACACUGCUUGGUGUCUGCCUGACAGCCACUAUCACCACUGUUUUCCACCGUUUUCGUUCCACCCCAAUCGUCAAGGCUAACAAUUCAGAAAUAAGUUUCUUGCUUCUCCUGUCACUCAAACUCUGCUUCUUGUGUUCCCUGGUGUUCAUUGGUCAACCAUCUGUGUGGUCAUGCAGGCUCCGCCAGGCAGCAUUUGGGGUCAGCUUUGUCCUCUGUCUGUCUUGCCUUCUCGUGAAGACUAUAGUGGUUCUUUUGGCUUUCCGGGCUAAUGUGCCUGGUUCCAAGGCUCUGAAGCUAUUCGGACCCUCUCAGCAAAGGUCUCUGAUCCUCUGCACCACAGCUCCUCAGGUUUGUCUCUGUGCUGGUUGGCUGUUGGGCGCACCUCCCUUCCCGUUCAGAAACCCAGCUUACCAAGCCUCAACUGGAAAAAUUGUUGUGGAGUGUAAGGAGCCAUGGCCUCCUGGAUUUUAUCUGAUCCUGGGCUACAUUGGCCUACUGGCCUUCCUCUGCCUCCUGCUGGCGUUUCUCGGACGCAAGCUUCCUGAUGCGUUCAAUGAAGCAAAACUCAUCACAUUCAGCAUGCUGAUCUUCUGGGCUGUGUGGAUUUCUUUCAUCCCAGCUUAUGUCAGCUCCCCCGGGAAGUUCACUGUGGCUGUGGAAGUAUUUGCUAUAUUAGCCUCCACUUUUGGACUGUUACUGUGUAUUUUUGUGCCCAAAUGUUAUAUAAUUUUAUUGCGGCCUGAGAGAAACAUUAAGAAAGGUUUAACUGGAAAACAUGCCAGAUGAACCCAGUUUUUUUUAUGUUGUUGGUCAUUUUUAGUAGUCAUCACAUCUGUAUCAGUAUCAGAGACAUACAGUAGUUUACAAAGCAUGAAAGACCCAAGAGGUGGGGAGGUGGGGCCUGAGCGGAGAGUCACACAAAGGCAACACCAACGGAAUAAGACAAGCUAGCUUACACAUAACACA